Fonticula alba is the source of this 345-nucleotide messenger RNA. RefSeq lists its product as hypothetical. Bases 1 to 345 code for a protein of 114 amino acids. The record is from RefSeq and is a predicted model, not a curated record. Lineage: Eukaryota; Rotosphaerida; Fonticulaceae. The transcript has 2 exons.
AUGGCUUCCGACCUGGGCCGCCCGCGCGGGCGUGCGCCUGCCGCCGUGGAGGAGGUUCUGCCCAAGGAGAAGAAGGAGAAGAAGGACAAGUCGGCCAAGAAGGACAAGUCGGCCAAGAAGGCCAAGAAGGCCAAGGCCGAGGAGUCGUCUGCUGGCCUGCCGGCCGCCGCGCUGGAGGCCGUGUCCAAGCACCUGGCCUCGAAGAAGGCCCGGUCCUUUGGCGAUCUGGAGAAGACCCUCUCGCGGGCCCUCGGCCCGGACAGCACCGUCUCCGCGCGGGACUUCCUGCUUGAGAACCUUGUCUUCACCGAGGGCAAGGUGUCGCUGCGCGCGACCUCCGAGUGA